GAGCAUUAACGCACCUGCGCAGAAGGGAAGCAACCCGGGACGCCCUUGUUCUGCGCAGGCGUGGCGCCCGGGGGCCGGGGCCGGGCGGCACCGCUGUGCGCAAGCGCAGCCGUCGGUGGGUCGGGGAUCGGUCGCCUGAGAGAUCCUGAGCACCCCCAGGUGUCACCUCUUCCGGGCUCGAGAUGGACAACAAGAAGCGCCUAGCCUACGCCAUCAUCCAGUUCCUACACGACCAGCUCCGGCACGGGGGCCUGUCGUCCGACGCUCAGGAGAGCCUGGAAGUCGCCAUCCAGUGCCUGGAGACUGCGUUUGGGGUGACAGUGGAAGACAGCGAUCUCGCGCUCCCUCAGACUCUGCCGGAGAUAUUUGAAGCGGCCGCCACAGGCAAGGAGAUGCCGCAGGACCUGAGGAGCCCCACACGAACCCCACCUUCUGAGGAGGACUCAGCGGAGGCAGAGCGCCUCAAAACCGAAGGAAAUGAGCAGAUGAAAGUGGAAAACUUUGAAGCGGCUGUGCAUUUCUACGGAAAGGCCAUCGAGCUCAACCCUGCCAACGCCGUCUAUUUCUGCAACAGAGCCGCGGCCUACAGCAAACUUGGUAACUACGCGGGUGCUGUGCAGGACUGUGAGCGGGCCAUCUGCAUAGACCCGGCCUACAGCAAGGCCUACGGCAGGAUGGGCCUGGCGCUUUCCAGCCUGAACAAGCACGUGGAGGCCGUGGCCUACUACAAGAAGGCCCUGGAGCUGGACCCCGACAACGAGACAUACAAGUCCAACCUCAAGAUCGCGGAGCUGAAGCUGCGGGAGGCCCCCAGCCCUACUGGAGGCGCGGGCAGCUUCGACAUCGCCGGCCUGCUGAACAACCCUGGCUUCAUGACCAUGGCUUCAAGCCUAAUGAACAAUCCCCAAAUUCAGCAGCUCAUGUCCGGCAUGAUUUCGGGCGGCCACAACCCCCUGGGAACUCCUGGCACCAGCCCCUCGCAGAACGACCUGGCCAGCCUCAUCCAGGCCGGUCAGCAGUUUGCCCAGCAGAUGCAGCAGCAGAACCCAGAGUUGAUAGAGCAGCUCAGGAGCCAGAUCCGGAGUCGGACGCCCAGCGCCAGCAACGACGACCAGCAGGAGUGACGCCGCCAUUCCCAGCGUGACCGCGUCCUUCCCUGGCCGACUGGAAGCCUUCUGGUUGUUUGCUGUUUCCUCCUGUUGGACUGCCUGAGGGAGGGGAAGAGAGAGACCUCGGACCUGCAUGUCAAGAUGGAUUUUCCCUUUGUCUCUGCCUCCUCCACUCCCUUUUUGUAACUCCCUUAUAGCCCCCAGACCUUUCUUGAAACAAGAGCCAGCAAGCUGAGCGCAGCCCAGCAGCGACCUCCCUCCCAGGCCCCAGACAGCCCAUCACUUGAGUAUUUUCUAGAAUCCUGGGGUGCUCCUGGCCCCUCUCAGCGAAGCGGCAGCUUCCACGUUCAGCCGCGUGGCGGAUCCUGUGGCUUCCGGAGCCUUUUUCCAGCCCCCGCCCCCUCCCGUGGUGAGAAGCUGCACCUGGCC
Messenger RNA from Cebus imitator (Panamanian white-faced capuchin), 1538 nucleotides. RefSeq names its product small glutamine rich tetratricopeptide repeat containing alpha (gene SGTA). The coding region runs from base 183 to 1124 and encodes 313 amino acids. Gene Ontology annotation, molecular function: molecular adaptor activity; protein binding. The record is from RefSeq and is a predicted model, not a curated record. Gene Ontology annotation, biological process: post-translational protein targeting to endoplasmic reticulum membrane. Lineage: Eukaryota; Metazoa; Chordata; Mammalia; Primates; Cebidae. The transcript has 13 exons. Gene Ontology annotation, cellular component: membrane; TRC complex.